AUGCUGGACCUUCCACGCCGACCCAUGAUUCAGUGCCUCUUUCUGUCCUUGUGGUUGGUGAACAGUUGGCACCGAACGUCUGGCUCCAUUGGCGAUGGCAGACAGAUGUGGCAGAAGCCCAAGCCGGUCCCGAUCAGUCUAGAACAAUCCUUUCUUCGUGAUACUUUCCCCCCAGGAUUCCUGUGGGGGUCCGGCACGUCCGCCUUCCAGACCGAAGGAUCCCGGGACCGGGACGGAAAGGGUGCGUCCGUCUGGGACCAUUUCACCCAAUCGAGGAGGGCCGAUGCGACCGGUGACAGCUACGCUCGCUGGGAAGAAGACGUGCAGGCGCUCGAGUAUUUGGGGGUGAAAUCGUACUCUUUCUCCCUCUCGUGGCCCAGACUGUUCCCCGAUGGCAGAGCGAGAGGUCCUCCCAGUCAACCUGCAGUGGAGCACUACAACCGCCUCAUAAAUAGGCUUCUGCAAAAGCAAAUCGAGCCCAUCGUUACCAUCCAUCAUUGGGAUCUGCCGCUGGUCCUGCAGGAGGUCUACGGCGGAUGGAAAAACCACACGCUCGUUGGAUUGUUCGAGGACUACGCUGCCUUUUGUUUCGGCGCGUUCGGGGACCGCGUUAGGUACUGGCUUACGAUGCAUAACCCGUAUCUGGUGGCUGUACACGGGUACGGCACUGGGGUGCAUGCCCCCGGGGAAACCGGGGGGGACGCCGCCGCUCUUAUUGUGGCCCACAAUUUGAUCAGGGCGCAUGCCAAAGCCUGGCACACCUAUAAUACCCACUACCGCCCAGCUCAGAAGGGUCAAGUGUCCAUUGUUUUGGGCUCCCACUGGGUUGAAGCUCAAAAAGGCCAAUCCGCAGCCGCCGCUGUCGAACUUUGUCAACAGUCGAUGGAAGCUGUUCUCGGUUGGUUCGCCGAUCCCAUUUUAGGCGAUGGAGAUUAUCCAGCUUCGAUGAAACUCAAGCACGAUGGCCUCCUGCCCGCAUUUUCUGCCGAGGAGAAGCUGCGGGUGAAGGACACGGCCGACUUCUUCGCCCUGUCCUUCGGGCCGAACGUCCUCCGUCUGGGUCGAAACCUGCCUCGCUUCGGCCAGAACGUGUCUCCGGAUCUGAGGCGCGUCCUGGCCUGGAUCAAGCUGGAGUACGGGGACUUGCCCGUUCUGCUGGCCGAGGGUGGAUGGUUCUCUGAAGCGAGUGUGGGCAGAGAGGACACAGUGGCCCUUUACCUGAUGAAGAGAUUUAUCAACCAGGCAUUACAAGCUGUCAGGUUGGAUGGCGUUCGGUUGCUGGGCUACACCGCGUGGUCACUGCUGGACAGCUUUGAAUGGAACUACGGCUACACGGUGCGCCGGGGCCUUUUCUACGUCGACUUCACUCAUCCUAAUCGCACCAGGACGCCCAAAACCAGCGCGCAGUACUACCGGCGGGUUAUCGCUGACAACGGUUUCCCCCGAGCGGAGCCCUCCGCAGAGGUCGAAGGUCAUUUCCCCUGUGAUUUUCACUGGGGUAUUGCUGACUCCACCUUGGAGGUCCGCUUUUUCCCCUUCUCCCCCCAGUUUACAGAUCCCCGUGUGUACAGUUGGAACCGGACAGGAGAUGGACUAUUGCGUGCAAUCCCAGGAGCGAAGCUUCACGCUAAUCGUUCCCAGUGCACGGACUUUCUGGCCAUCCGUAAUCAUCUCUACCUGUUUGCCUCGACGGGGGCGACGCACUACCGCUUCGCUCUAAACUGGUCUCUGAUUUUACCACACGGAGACCUCUCCGAUGUCAACGUGGAAGCGCUGAGGUACUACGGCUGUGUGCUCAGCGAGCUGAAGAAGCUGGACCUGGAGGCUGUGGUUAUCCUCUACUACCCGACGCACAAAGCUCCCAACCUGGGCUUGCCCGGCGCUCUGCACGCCUCGGGGGGCUGGCUCAACUCCAGCACCGCGGAGGCCUUUCGAGACUACGCGGCACUCUGCUACCGGGAGCUGGGCUCACGGGUCCGCUACUGGAUCACGGUGAACGAGCCCAACAGGCUGACGGAUAUUUAUUCCGACGGCGACGAGCGACAGCGGGCUGCCCGUAACCUCCUUGUGGCUCACGCGAAAGCCUGGCGGCUCCACGAGCGGAGGCGCCCUCGUCGGCCGGGGACUGAGGUGUCGCUGGCGCUACACGCCGAUUGGGCCGAGCCUGCGAAUCCCUUCCUCCUGAGGUCACAUGCGGCGGCGGUGGAGAGAUUCCUUCUUUUUGAACUGGGUCGCUUCCUGGACCCGUUGCUGAGGCCCGGUUAUGAGGAGAAGCGGGGCAAAGGGGACGACCCACCAGAGAUGACGACUUACCUGAAGGAGCGAGCUCGACUUCUGGGCCAACAAAGAUCUCCUCUUCCUACUUUUAGCAAAAGCGAGAGAGAGGAGCUCCGAGGUGCACUGAGUUUCAUCGCGUUGAAUCAUUUCACCACCCGCCUGGUUUCUCCCUUUCCGAAUAAUGUUCAGCGAAAAGACCCGAGCGACCACGACUGCCUCAUCCUCUCCGACCCCACCUGGCCCUCCUCCGGUCUGGGCCAAGCUCUCGUCCCUUGGGGGCUGCGAAAGGUCCUGACCUGGGUGACGGAGCGAUACGGAGGCGCGAAGCCUAUCGUUGUCACAGCGAGUGGGGUUGAUGACCAGGCUCCUGUCCGGGAUAGCACGAGGCAGCACUAUCUCAAAAGUUACCUGCAGGAGGCUCUGAAAGCACGGCAGUUGGAUGGAGUCAACCUGCGGGGUUUUUAUGUGUGGAAGUUGCAGGAUGAUCAUGCACCUCAGUAUGGUCUUUUUAGCUCAGCCAACCACCAAUCCAAAGCAAAGGCCUCCAUUGACGUCUACAGACAAAUCAUCACUCGGAACGGUUUCCCCAGAAACGCCACCUCGAACGAGUGUCGCUCCGCUGAGGCCCGGCCAGCGUGUUCCUUAUGCGUGUGGGUGUCCAAGAACAAGGCCCUGACUUUCUUUGGCUUCUGCCUCAUGCUCACAUCUAUCGUCUUCACCGUGCUGGUCUUCUCCACCGUCGUCACCAGGAGAAAGUACACCAAGGGGCGGAGGAGCAGAGUGAGCAUCGCGAGCAGGAGAAGGAGAGGAAGGGGUGCAGGAGUGCAGGACUUGUGUAGGCCUGCUGUCAAGCUGACUCAUUGUGCCAUACAUUAG
Messenger RNA from Phycodurus eques (leafy seadragon), 3153 nucleotides. RefSeq names its product klotho beta (gene klb). Gene Ontology annotation, molecular function: fibroblast growth factor receptor binding; fibroblast growth factor binding; hydrolase activity, hydrolyzing O-glycosyl compounds. Lineage: Eukaryota; Metazoa; Chordata; Actinopteri; Syngnathiformes; Syngnathidae. The record is from RefSeq and is a predicted model, not a curated record. The transcript is spliced from 6 exons. Bases 1 to 3153 code for a protein of 1050 amino acids. Gene Ontology annotation, biological process: carbohydrate metabolic process; fibroblast growth factor receptor signaling pathway.